Messenger RNA from Bufo bufo (common toad), 2121 nucleotides. Its product is annotated as gastrula zinc finger protein XlCGF26.1-like. The record is from RefSeq and is a predicted model, not a curated record. The coding region runs from base 223 to 1929 and encodes 568 amino acids. The transcript is spliced from 9 exons. Gene Ontology annotation, molecular function: RNA polymerase II cis-regulatory region sequence-specific DNA binding; DNA-binding transcription factor activity, RNA polymerase II-specific. Gene Ontology annotation, biological process: regulation of transcription by RNA polymerase II. Lineage: Eukaryota; Metazoa; Chordata; Amphibia; Anura; Bufonidae.
UAGAAAAUGGCCGUCGCCGCACUUAUAGGGAUCUACAAAAACAUGGCUGCCACCCAUCCCUCCGGCAGUGCGAAUUCUGUGCGCAGUGGUCGGCGGAGGAAGCGACAAUCUACAAGUCAUACGGGGUGUGCGGACUACGGGGGAAGCACAUCAGAGACGGACGGGCUAGUUCUGGUUUCUUCAGUAAAGGAUCUGUCUUGUUAAAGUUCCUUCCACAAGACAAUGGUCCUUUUCCUGACUGGUCGACUGAGUAUCGACAAGGACAGAAAAGAGAUAGCUGACGGGGUAUUAAACCUCUCCCUGGAGAUCAUCUACCUGCUGACUGGAGAGAGUUACACAGUCGUGAAGAAAAACGCUAAGUGUGUGACGUCAAGUAGCCAUAUCCUUACGUCAAGAGGAUGGACCAAAACCCAGAGCUCCAUCACCGAGACGCCACCUCAAUCACUGAUACAUGAGAGAAAGAAUGAUGAGAAGAUCCUAGAACUCACCAACAAGAUCAUUGAGCUUCUGACUGGAGAGGGUGAAGAUGUGACAGAUGUUAAAAUUGAGGUAAUAACAGGAGAAGAAAUGAAUAUGAGCAGCGGUCAGCAGUGCAAAGAGGAGGAAAUUGCCAUAGAUAUCAGCCCAGGUGGACCCAGUGACAGCACUACACCUGACAGAUGUCUCAGUUCUCUCUAUGCCCAGGGCUGUCAAAAGAAGGAUCACAGGAUCUCACUGGAUCAUCAGGCUGAAGAUCUGACUGAUAUUAAAAUUGAGACUGUAGCAGAAGAGAAGUACGUUUGGGGUGAUUAUCAGUGUAAAAUGGAGGAAAUUCCUGUAGAUAUAAGCCCAGAUUUUCACAGUAAUAAAAAUGUCCCCAUGGAAGAUUACAGUAUUUUGCAGAAUCAUCAGGAUGAAGACGUCGAAGCUGCUUUAGAAAAAGAAGAGACCUAUGUCAAUUGUGAUCAGCAGUGUAAGGAAGAAGGCGUUUCUCUAGAUACCAUCCCAGAUCACUUUAGCAGAGACACAGAGAAACAGCUCUGUUUAUCUCCAGAUUGUGGAUCAGAAGAUAACCAUGUUGAAGAAGAUAUAUUUCGAAACUCCCCCAUUAACCCCAAUAUAUCCCCAGCUCUUUGGAAUAGAGAGCCAUCACAUGAUUACAAAGCCCCAUCUCCUAAUAUGUCAAAGAUUGUUACUGAAAGUGCAAGUCGUAACGGAGGUAACAUUUUUCCAAGUACUAACUGUGGGAAAUAUAAAGAUAGUCUAUCCAAGUGCAGGAAAAUUCAGAAUAGUGAAUGGCCAUAUUCCUGUUUAGAAUGUGGGAAAUGUUUUACACGCAAAGAUCACCUGAAGAGACAUCAGAGACUUCACCAAGAUGUCAGACCAUUUACCUGUUCUGAAUGUGGGAAAGGUUAUAACCACAUAUCUGUUCUUGUUGAGCAUCAGCGGAUUCACACAGGAGAAAGGCCAUACCUGUGCAUGGAAUGUGGGAAAUGUUUCAUUUAUAAAUCGGCUCUUCUUGUACAUCAGAAAACUCACUCAGGGUUAAAGCCGUUUUUAUGCUUGGAAUGUGGGAAAUGUUUUACCCGGAAAUCAGUUCUUGUCGAUCAUGAGAAAAUUCACACAGGGGAGAGGCCAUUUUUAUGUCUGGAAUGUGGGAGAAGUUUUACCCAGAGAUCAGCAUUUGUCAAACAUCAAAGAGUUCACACAGGAGAAAAGCCAUUUUCAUGCUCAGUAUGCGGGAGAAGUUUUGCCCGGAAGUCAUGUCUUCUUCUUCAUGAGAAAAUUCACACUGGAGAGAAGCCAUUUUCAUGUUCAGAAUGUGACAAACGUUUUACCUACAAAAGAGCGCUUGUCAGGCAUCAAAAGAUUCACGCUAAAGAAACUUGUACAUUAGAAAAUUUACAAGGUGGAGAGGGCAGAGCUCUAGGUGUGGAUGAAUUUUUGUAAGCUCCUGUCUUACUUUUCUUCACAGCCUCUGUCUACCAGAAGACAGUCAUCUUAAUCUGCACACAUGUUAAAGCCCCUAGCCUCUAAGGCCUAGUUCACACGAUCGGUUUUUUUGCGAGUGUACGGGUCGUUUUUUUGUGUUCCGUAUACGGAACCACUCAUUUAAAUGGUUCCGCAUAAAAAAACGGAAUG